Messenger RNA from Clavispora lusitaniae ATCC 42720, 1386 nucleotides. It is a transcript of the gene KTR2, whose product is annotated as mannosyltransferase. Lineage: Eukaryota; Fungi; Ascomycota; Pichiomycetes; Serinales; Metschnikowiaceae. Gene Ontology annotation, cellular component: membrane; Golgi apparatus. Gene Ontology annotation, molecular function: alpha-1,2-mannosyltransferase activity. Gene Ontology annotation, biological process: cell wall mannoprotein biosynthetic process; protein N-linked glycosylation. The record is from RefSeq and is a predicted model, not a curated record.
AUGUAUUCUCCAGCUGAUCAAGGUACCGUUCAAACUUCUUGCUUAAUAUAUAAUAUGGGGGUUUUAAGCUAUGUCCUUGUUUCAUUGAUUGCAAUUUCGUCAUACUUAUAUGUGAUCCGCUCUCCAAAUAAUUUUCAGUUUCAAAACGAGCACCUCAACAAUGUACUCUACCAUCCUUUAGGAACAUCCAUAUGGUCAGAAAUAACCGACCGAUUUCUGGAUAAGAUUGAGUCUCUAGCGGGCUUGGAGAAUCUCUCAUCUGCGGUCUAUAAUCCUGCUCGAGUUGGGGAAAUGAAGUUGAGUUCCAAUUCUUAUUACGAGGAGAUCGCACCUCUCAAGAACAGAGAGAAAAUAGGGAAGGAAAAUGCCACUAUCGUUAUGCUAGUUCGAAACCUGGAGUUGAAAGGCGCGUUGCUGUCUAUGCGAUCCCUUGAAGAUCGAUUUAAUAGGGAUUACAAGUAUCCGUGGGUCUUCCUCAAUGAUGUCCCAUUUGAUGAAGAUUUCAUCGAACAAACGUCACAGAUGGCUAGCGGCGAAACUUUUUACGAACUCAUUCCAGAAGAAGAUUGGAAUCCUCCACCACAUAUUGACUUAAAAAAACUCCAAAAAAACAUCGAUAAUUCUGCAAAUGUCAUUUACGGUUUCUCAAAAUCAUAUAGGAACAUGUGCCACUUCAACUCUGGAUUUUUUUACAAGCAAAAGCGGCUUUUGGAUUAUGAGUGGUAUUUUAGGGUUGAGCCUGAUGUGGAAUACAUGUGUGAUUUCCUUUACGACCCUUUCACCUUGAUGAGAACUCUUAAUAAAACUUACGGCUUUGUGCUCACCAUCCCGGAAUACAUAAAUACCGUGCCUACAUUAUGGUCGACUGUGAAAGAUUUCAUGAAGGAGUACCCCCAGUAUAUCCAUCCAAACAAUGCUAUUGACUUCAUAACGACGAACGACACAGAUGUGUUUUUUAACACACAUGCAAUUUCUAAUUCUGAAUAUAAUUUGUGUCAUUUUUGGUCCAAUUUCGAGAUCGGCAAUCUCAAUUUUUUCAGAGGUGAGGCAUAUGAACUGUAUUUCAAUUACUUGGACAAGGCCGGAGGAUUCUACUAUGAACGUUGGGGAGAUGCACCUGUCCAUUCCAUUGCGCUUUCACUUUUAAUUGAUAAGGAUGAAAUCCAUCAUUUCGAAGAUAUUGGCUACUAUCAUGCCCCGUACAUGUCGUGCCCACAGUCACGUGAUAUACUCAAUGCCAAACGAUGCAUAUGUCGUGCUAUGGACCCAAACAAGGAUGAAAUUUCGGAAGGAGUCGAUACGAUGCCACCGAGCUGCUUGGGUCGCUGGUGGAGGUAUGGUAGUGGUAAAAAAUUCUUGAACGAGUUUCCUUAUACCUUUUUAUAG